AUGAGGUCUGAGAACCAGAGCGGCAUGUCCCAGUUCCUCCUGCGGGGGCUCCCCAUCCGGCCCGAGCAGCAGGGCACAUUUUUUGCUCUGUUCCUGGGCAUGUACCUGACCACGGUGCUGGGGAACCUGCUCCUCAUCCUGCUCAUCAGGCUGGACGCUCGCCUGCACACGCCCAUGUACUUCUUCCUCAGCCACUUGGCCCUCACUGACAUCUCUGUUUCAUCUGUCACCACCCCUAAGAUGCUCAUGAACAUGCAGACUCAGGACCAUACCAUCCCCUAUGCUGGGUGCAUUUUCCAGUUGUAUAUUUUCACAGCUUUUGGUUGCAUUGACAAUCUCCUUCUUGCAGUGAUGGCUUAUGAUAGGUACGUGGCUGUCUGUCACCCUCUACACUACCCCACCAUCAUGAGGGGUGAGCUGUGUGUGCUGCUGGUGGCUGGCUCCUGGAUUGUCUCCUUUGUCCAUGCCCUCUUGCACACC
This is a messenger RNA of Hipposideros armiger (great roundleaf bat), 480 nucleotides long. Its product is annotated as olfactory receptor 1J1-like. The annotation marks the transcript as partial. Gene Ontology annotation, molecular function: G protein-coupled receptor activity. The transcript has a single exon. The record is from RefSeq and is a predicted model, not a curated record. NCBI's taxonomy places the organism in Eukaryota, Metazoa, Chordata, Mammalia, Chiroptera, Hipposideridae. Gene Ontology annotation, cellular component: membrane. Gene Ontology annotation, biological process: G protein-coupled receptor signaling pathway.